Molecule: messenger RNA, 1379 nt
Organism: Myxocyprinus asiaticus (Chinese sucker)
Lineage: Eukaryota; Metazoa; Chordata; Actinopteri; Cypriniformes; Catostomidae
Product: ribulose-phosphate 3-epimerase-like
Exons: 6
Coding region: 30-716 (228 amino acids)
Biological process (GO): pentose-phosphate shunt; carbohydrate metabolic process; pentose-phosphate shunt, non-oxidative branch
Cellular component (GO): cytosol
Molecular function (GO): D-ribulose-phosphate 3-epimerase activity; metal ion binding
Source: RefSeq, a predicted model, not a curated record
GUGUGCAGUAGUGGAAGCAGACAGAAAGCAUGGCGUACUCGGCGAAAAUAGGACCUUCUAUUUUGAGCAGCGAUCUGUCACAGCUCGGGAGGGAGUGUGAAAGAAUGAUGGAGUGCGGUGCAGACUAUCUGCACCUUGACGUUAUGGAUGGGCAUUUUGUUCCAAACAUCACAUUUGGACAUCCAAUGGUGGAGUGUUUACGACAUUCUAUUGGUCCUGAUCCAUUUUUUGACAUGCAUAUGAUGGUGUCAAGGCCAGAGCAGUGGGUGAAGCCUAUGGCUGCCGCAGGAGCCAGUCAGUACACGUUUCACCUGGAAGCCACCACCAACCCUGGCAACCUCAUAAAGGAAAUCCGAGAGAGUGGCAUGAAGGUCGGUCUUGCCAUCAAACCUGUGACAGCUGUUGAGGAAUUAGCACCAUGGGCUGGACAGAUCGAUAUGGCUCUUGUCAUGACAGUUGAACCUGGCUUUGGUGGUCAGAAGUUUAUGGAAGAUAUGAUGCCAAAGGUGAGCUGGCUAAGAAGUCAGUUUCCUUCUCUGGACAUUGAAGUGGAUGGAGGAGUUGGCCCAGACAGCAUCCACAGAUGUGCUGAGGCUGGAGCUAACAUGAUCGUGUCUGGCAGUGCCGUAGUGGGCAGUGAUGACCCCCGCUCCGUAAUUGCCCUCCUCAAAAACGUUGUUAUUGAGGCAAUCCAGAAACGUUCUUUGGACCGCUGAUCAUCUUGACUUUUUACCUCAGUCCAUUUUCAGUUACCACUGAAAGUUAUUGUUGCUGCAGUCUUUGAAAUGAUUCAGUUUUAAUGUAGAAAAUUGUUAUUGAAUGUUCAGUGGUGCUUGUGAAUGGACAUAACCUAGUGCUGGAUGUGCCAAGAACAGUCCCUAAAAAGACUCUUGUUUGGAUUCCACAGGAGUUUUCAGAUGCAUAUGGCCAUCAAGAACUGCAUAACUUCAGACAGAAUGUCUCUUGUCUCUCUGUCAGCAAUAUGACCAUUCCUCUCUUAAUGAUAUGUUCGGAUUUAAAAUCUGUUUCCCCAAACCAAAUUAUAGCUCAUUUAUCAUUUCUCUCAUAUUACCUGUAACAGUGUGUGUGACAGAUUAAAUGGCUACGACAUUGAUGAUAAAGCUGCUGAUUACUAUUUUGUUUCAACAGUCAUGCAUUCUCUUUUAUCAGGUUAAAAUACACAUACUGUAAUACUUAUAAUAACCUCAUUUACUGCAGAUCACAGCUGUUCAAGUGAUUUAUGACUGUUUAUUGAACAUUCUGUCAUUCUUUUUUUUUUUUUUCUAGAGGACUCUGAAAUGAUAAUUAUUAAUCAAAAGAGUUUAAAUGGUGUUAUUUGUCAUUGUUUUGACCAAGGAAUUAAUAAAUAUGAACAAGCA